Aethalodelphis obliquidens (Pacific white-sided dolphin) is the source of this 8286-nucleotide messenger RNA. It is a transcript of the gene STARD3, whose product is annotated as StAR related lipid transfer domain containing 3. The coding region runs from base 6274 to 8262 and encodes 662 amino acids. Gene Ontology annotation, cellular component: late endosome; late endosome membrane; endoplasmic reticulum-endosome membrane contact site. Gene Ontology annotation, biological process: cholesterol transport. The record is from RefSeq and is a predicted model, not a curated record. Lineage: Eukaryota; Metazoa; Chordata; Mammalia; Artiodactyla; Delphinidae. The transcript is spliced from 13 exons. Gene Ontology annotation, molecular function: cholesterol transfer activity; cholesterol binding.
GGUGCUGGGAGGAGUCUGCUGAAUCACCCCCACCCCUGCAGAGCCCUUCCCUCAAGUAGGCUGAUAGGACUGAGAUCGCCCUGGAAGAUGACAGGCUGUUUCCAGACUGACCUUGAGAACUUGACCUCAUUAGCCCCCAUUUGUAUCCAACAGUACCAAGGGGUCGGGUGGGGCCUGACUCACCAGCCCUUGAGUAGGCCAGGGGUCAGAGAAUCACAGAGCAGGGGGCAUCUCCAACAUUAACAGGGCCUGGCAUGUAGAGGGAACUGAAGGGCUGAGUAGAUCUCAGUUUGUUAGGAUUUUCCAGUAAACUGUACCGUCAGAGCCUUCCGGGCUGGGGAGGGGGAGGGAGUGUACAGUGAUCAGUAUGGUUUCUUGGCUUCACUGUACCCUCUCCACUUCCCCAAAAGGAAGGGAGAAACAGAGCCUGGCUUGGGCUUUGAUAUCUUAUUUGUCACUGCUGCCGUGUCCUCCUCUCCUUAAAUUCCUACCUCUCCGGGGAACUUCCCAAGCCCUCUGGGUGGGGCAGAGUAGGUGCCAGUAAGCCAACUUUGUCGAGGCUGAUGGCACGGGCCACUGAGCCCUGAACUACAGGAGAGCCUAAUGUGUACCAUCCUGGGCGAGCAGCUCCCUGAGGUCAGGGCCCAUCCUACCACCUAGCAGUACUGAUGGACCCUCAGUUUGGGCAGAGUGCCAUGCUACACAUGCCCGGCCCAGGGCCCUGCCUCUAACACUGUGGCCCCUGAUAUUAGUAAUAGCUACUGUUAUUUAAACACAGGCACUUUGCAGGUGUUAUUUCUAAUCCUUUCAAUAGUUCUGUGAAGUGAGCACUCUACCAUCCCCAUUUUACAGGUGAGAGACUCAGUGAUUCGGUCACGGGCACACAGCCUAAUAAAGAACGGCCUUGGGCUUUCAACUCCAGGUCUGCUGACCAACCCCCAAACCCACACCCUUUCCCUUGUUCCAGGGUAGGCAUUACAGAUCCACAGGCCAGUGAACCUACUAGAUAGGUGCCAUGUAUGGCCAGACACUGUGGCUGGGCCUCAGGGGCUUAAGGAGAGAUGACUUUGAGGCUCAGGUCUAGCGUGUUGGGAAGGAAGUGCUGAGGCAGAGUCCCGAGACCUGGGCUUGGGGAAUCCUGAGGCUGAGGGUGAGGUUUGCCCAGGAGGUGCCUUGUGAACUGGUCUCUGAAGAGUUGGAGCUCCCCCCAGGGGCCGGAGGUCAUUCCAAAAUGGGGAAACAGAGGCACUGGAGGCACAGAAGGGAGACCAGCUGGCCAUGGUGUGUCCUGGGAGCAGCCAGUGAUCUGGACAGUAUUGGAGGAGGGGUAUCAACCCCAUAGCAAGAGAAGAGUGCCGGGGACCCUUUUGCUAUCUGAGGGAUUUAGCUCCUCACCCGGUCUUCUCUCUGUGAGUUGGGGCUCAGGGAAGAGGGGAGCUGCCGCCCUGCCUGAGGGUGCCCAGGAAACCAGUCCCCCUUGCCCGUUGGUAGUGGAGGUGCCGGGGCUCUGGGCAGCAUGAAACACCAAGAGAGGGUGGAGUCCAGCUCCAGGAGAGGCUGGACAGGUGGGGCCGCUCCUCCAGGGCUGGGUGUGAACGUACACCUGUGCAUGUGAUGCUGCAGGAGAGGGUGGAAGUAGUCGUUCAGCGCAUUUCGUGAAUAUUUACCAGGUGAGCCUGGUACUGUUCUGGGAACUGGGCACGCGGCAGUGAGCAGAGCAUGGGAGUCCCUGUUCCAGUGGAAGAAGGCAGGCAGGAAACAGCCCAGCAAACAUAUAAUAUGUCUGGGGUGAUGUGUGCUGGGAAGACGAAUAAAGCACGGGAAGGGAGUGGAGGUUGGGGCUAAACAGGGUGUCCAGGGAAGGCCUCUCCAAAGGGACCAGAAUGGAGGGAGGGGACAUCACAGAGACCUAGGGGAGGAACAGACAGGACAGCAGGAACAAGCGUCCAGGGCUGGGAACAUGCUUGAUGUGUCCAGGGAACAGUGAGGGACUGGUGUGGCUGGAGCAGAGGGUUCCAGGGGAGGAGGCCAGGGGAAGAGGAGGCUUACAGGCCAGGGUGGGGACUUGGGCCUUUACUCUGGGGCAGCUGGAAGCUCUUGGAGGUUUGGGGCAUUGGGAGGUGUGGUCUGACUUUUACUGGGAUCCCUCUGACUGCUGCGUUGAGAAUAGACUUGGGACGAGGACAGGAGGCGGUCAGGAAGCUGUAGCAGGUGAGAGAUGUGGCUCGGGCAGGUGAUGGUAGUGGUGAGCAGUGGCAGCUACUGGCUGGAUUUUGAAGGAUUUGUUGAUCGUUCAGAUGUGGAGCGGAGGGCACUGGGCUCUCCACAGGCCCUGCCUGGAUGGCUGUUAAGCUCUUUGGGGUCUUUUGACAGCUCGCUCCCCAGCCAGCACAGGCUCUGGAGGCAGCCACGUUUGGGUUCACCGGGUCCCAGCCCAGCACUGAGGGAAGCCCACGUGUCCCUGGGGUCAGCUCUGCUGCAUCCAGGCUGGGGGGCUGUAGGCAGGCCUCUCUGAGCUUCAGUCUUCUCAUCUCCAUAGCUCCUGGUAGCGGGUGCAGUGAGUAAAGGAGAGGAUGUCUGCAGGGAGCCAGCGUGGGCCACUGCCAGCCCAGAUUUGUUUCUAGUGGAUGGUCUGCAGGCCUGUUCGGUCUGCUGUCCUCCGUCCCCGAGCCAGCUUCCACCCAGACCGGCCAGCAGCAGAACACAGGCCAAGGCCGACCUCUUCUGCACGCAGAGCCUCUGCCUCCUGCCCCGCUGUGGAUUCUCCAUUAACCUGGGCAUUAACAGGGGCUUGGUCCAGAGCAACCCCAGCCCUGGCCUGAAGCCGUCCCCCAGAGGCAGUCAGAGCUCGAGGCCGUGUUUCCGCCAAAGAGGCAGGGGUGUCAUGUUAGCUCACCGUUCUGCAGCGAUCGCUCUGCGUCAGGGACUGUUCGGGGCCAUUAUGUGUAAUAAGUCGCUUAGUCCUUAUAAUACCUCCAAGAAGUAGGUACUACUGUUACCCCCAUUUUACAGGGAGAAAACUGAGGCACAGAGAGGUUCAAUGACUAGUAAGGUGGGAAUCCAGGCUUUGAAUCUUCUCCUGGCUUGACAUCCAGUCCUUUCUUGGCUUCACCGAUUCCUCCUGAUUUGUGCUGAGUUAGGGACCCGUCAGGGAAGCCCCCGUGGCUAGUGCCAGCAUUUCCUGAGCAGUGCAGCAUGGGGGAUGUGUUUUGAGCCCAUGUCUCCUGUCCCCUCAGCCUGGGGAGAGGGUUUGGAGGAGCCGCACUGCUCCGAAGUGAGAAUCAUUUCUGGAUGUGGAUGAGACUUGUUCCGUCCCCUCGGGGUCACAGAGCGCAGCUGGUGGAGGGAACACUAGCUAGAACUUGAGUGGCUCGGCCCAGCCCUCUGUGGGAAGCUGGGCAGAGGAGAGGGUGAGAGGACCUCAGAGGGAGCCGUGGUGGCCUGGUGGCCGUGGUUGACGCCUAUGGCACGCUGACUCUGUGGUGCCGCGCUCCCCACGCACCGCUGUCUCCUGUGAUCCGCCAGGUGGCCCAGGCUCAGUACAGGUCUCCCCCGUUUCCAGGUGCAGCCUUGGAGGCUUGCUGAGUGAGGGAGGGACAUCGCUCACAUUGCAGACUUGCCUUGGCCAGGAAACGCCGGCCGGAGCUUCUGGCCUCGGGUGUGACUGAGGCCUGGGAAGGACCCAGUCUGUGCCCCUGCCACCUAAGAACCGUGGAGAUUGGACCCUGGGGGAGGCGGGGGUGGGGGGAGCAGGCACCAGUGGGAAGGGGUAGUAUCAGAGAUCAGUCCCAGGCCCCACGCUCCAGAGCCUGUGCCGGGAGCCAGGGCAGCCCCCCACCUCCCGCCGCAGCCCCUCCCUGGGGAGACACAUUUGCCUGGAGCUGCAGUAGCUGGGCCCUUAGUGCACAAGGUGAGGGAACCUGGGCUGAAGGCUUGGACAGCUUGCUCUGGGUCACCAGGCGGGUGAACUGUGGAGCUCACAUUUGAACUCAGGCCUUUGGGGGUGACUUUACUACUGUGGUGUAAGCCCCACCCCCUCCCGCACCCCACUUAAUCUCCCUCUCACCUGGACGGCCUUGCCAGUUGCUGGUUCCAUCCAAGCACGUGCCAUCCUUCUCCCGACCUGUACGUAAAUGCCAGCCUGAGGCGGUAGCAAUCAUUGCUGCCUUUGUUAUCAUGGUAAAGCAUACACAGCGUCACAUUUACCGUUUCAGCCAUUUUCAGGUGGACAGUUCUAUGGCAUUAAGUAUAUUAGCGUCCCCUUUACUUAAUGCAGCUGAAGAAACCGAGUCUCAGAACGGUUCCCUUUGCCCCGGCUCGCACGGCUGGUGAGGGCAGACUGAGACUUGAGCCCUGGCCGCAGAGUCCAGUCCUCUUUGCACAGUACAGCUGCCUGCUGCUGUCCGCUGAGUCGGGCCCCACCCAAAGCUCCUGCUGCGCUCGGGCUAGUGUUUCCUGGGGCGAGUAAGAGAAGGCCUGGGCGGGGGCGUGAGGGCCCACCCCUCCCCUUUGCCCGCUGAGCUUUCCCUGGGCCCAGAGACCUGCCUUGCCCACUCCUCCCCACGCCUCUUUCCCUUCAGACCCAGGAUGAUAAAACCUCCAGUUUCCCCUCCCUCCCCGCCACCCUCCCCAAGCCUCAGGCGCUCAGCUUCCGCAAACACAUCAAGGGUCAAGUCUGCAGGCAGCCCAGGCGGACUCCUUCAUGCCACACGUGCUGCUCCACUCCCGACGCCUCUGAAGGCGCUUGGGAAGGGCCGGUGACAGCAGGUGGUGGGCUUGGCAGGAGGCGCUGCUCCCAGGGGGCUGCGCGGCAGCCCUGGCGGGGGCGGUGGGCAGAGGCCAGGCCAAGCUGCUCUGCCGGCAGCUGCCACCUUCCAUCCUCCAGGGUCAGGGCAGUUCCAGGCCAAGGUGGCUUUCACCUCUUAGACUGGCAGGUGGUCGGAGGGAGCUCAAAAGCCUUUUGAAGUCGUCUGAAUGAGUUAUUUUCAAACCACACCCAAGGAGGCGCCUCAGAGGUGACCAUGGAUGGAGUCUGAGGAGAGGCUGACCGGUGGGGCCCUCUGUGGCCGCGUCUUGUGGCAGGACCCACACAGUCCUGCUUUUAUCUGUUUUCUAUGUUGAGGUUCUUUUUUUUGGCUGCACCCAGGGAGUGAACCCAGGCCCUCGGCAGUGAAAGCACAGAGUCCUAACCACUGGACCACCAGGGAAUUCCCGUAUAUUGAGAUUCUAAGUAAGGUUUUCUUGUUGCUGUUUCGUUUUAAGUUAAACCAUGGACCUUUUUCCCACAUAGAGAAACGGAGGUUUGCUAAGAAGGACUUGCCCAAAGUUAUUCAGGGUUAGUGGCUGCCCUCAAACUGGGGCUCAGGUCUUAACUCCUGACCACUGCCCAUUCUACCCUACCAGCUCUUGCUUAUUUGGACCCGGAGUUUCUUUCCUGGGGGAGGGUAAUGUAGAACCCUUCUCUCUCUGCCUCUUGGCCAGGCGCCCCCACCCCUGCUUCAGAGCUCCCGGGGUUGGCUCCCUCACAUCCCUUUGUCCACAGCUCACCCGGGCUCCCCCAACACCUCUGCUCUCAGCCCCUGUCUGUCUCUCGCUUCCACAGGGAUAUCUAGGUGUGUGAGUGUCAGUGCUAUUGCCACUCUGAGUGUGUCUCACACCCAAGCUGUUGCCACCCAAGUCCUGUCCCCAGAAAGGAAGGGGAAAGCCAGGGGGAAAGACAGACAGACCCUGGAGCAGACUGGGAGUGGGGAAGUCACAGCGCCCUGCCAUGAGAUAGGGAAGAGGGAGAGGGGGAAGGCAGGUAGAAAAGAGGAGAGAGAGGGAAACAUGAGAGAGACUGAUCCGAUGGGGGUGGAGAGAGACUCACAGAUGGGAGAGAGAUGGAGAGGAAGAACCAGAGAGGGGGCGAAAUAAAGAUGGACGUGGGAGAGGGUACAGAGACACUUCUAAAGAAAGGUAGAGAGGUAGCUUGUGAGAGAGACAGAAAGGGGGAGGAGAGAUGGAGACAGGUCUGGCAGGAGACAAGAGGGCUAUUAGAGACAAGCGAAUGUCACCUGCCCUGGGGCUGCGGCCCUGUCUCAGUGAGGGAUGCGCUGAGUGUGCGGUCUGGCACCAGAUCCAGCUGAUGGACGUUGGGGGGUCCCAUUGCCUGCGGCCUGUCACAUCCCCUCCUCUGACUGCCGCCUUCCAGAGCUGGGCCCAGCCUUCCUUCAAUACCCUCCAGCCGUGCCGCUGAGGCCCGGCCCUCUCUGCCUGGAGGUGGGGGCCGCCAGGAUGAGCAAGCUGUCUGGGGAGCCGGCCCGUGACCUGGAGCGCAGCCUGCCAGCCGUGGCCUCCCUCGGCUCGUCGCUGUCCCACAGCCAGAGCCUCUCCUCGCGUUUCCUCCCGCCGCCUCGCGAGAAGCGCCGGUCCAUCUCCGACGUCCGCCGCACCUUCUGCCUCUUUGUCACCUUCGACCUGCUUUUCAUCUCCCUGCUCUGGAUCAUUGAGCUGAACACCAACACAGGCAUCCAGAAGAACCUGGAGCAGGAGAUCAUCCACUACAGCUUUAAAACUUCCUUCUUUGACAUCUUGGUCCUGGCCGCCUUCCGCUUCUCCGGACUGCUCCUGGGCUAUGCUGUGCUGCGGCUCCGGCACUGGUGGGUGAUUGCGGUAAGAUGCCACUUUCCUGGCAGCUCUCAGGCCCUGGCGGGGCUGGCGCAAGAGAUGGGAUGGAGGAGGCCUCACUCCCCAGCCUCUGUGUUCGCUCUCUUCCUCCUUCCCUCCCCUGGGCAGGUCACCACGCUGGUGUCCAGUGCAUUCCUCAUUGUCAAGGUCAUCCUCUCUGAGCUGCUCAGCAAAGGGGCCUUCGGCUACUUGCUUCCUAUCGUCUCCUUCGUCCUCGCCUGGUUGGAGACCUGGUUCCUUGACUUCAAAGUCCUACCCCAGGAGGCUGAGGAGGAGCGAUGGUAUCUCGCUGCCCAGGCUGCUGUCGCCCGAGGACCCUUGCUCUUCUCCGGCGCCCUGUCCGAGGGCCAGUUCUAUUCACCCCCAGAAUCCUUUGCAGGGUCUGACAAUGAAUCAGAUGAAGAAGUUGUUGGGAAGAAAGGCUUCUCUGCCCAGGAACGGGAGUACAUCCUCCAGGGGAAGGAGGCUAUGGCGGUGGUGGACCAGAUCUUGGCCCAGGAGGAGAACUGGAAGUUUGAGAAGAAUAAUGAAUAUGGGGACACUGUGUACACCAUCGAGGUUCCCUUUCAUGGCAAGACCUUCAUCCUGAAGACCUUCCUGCCCUGCCCCGCGGAGCUGGUGUACCAGGAGGUGAUCCUGCAGCCCGAGAGGAUGGUGCUGUGGAACAAGACGGUGACAGCCUGCCAGAUCCUGCAGCGAGUAGAAGACAACACCCUCAUCUCCUACGAUGUGUCUUCGGGGGCCGCGGGUGGUGUGGUCUCCCCCAGGGACUUCGUGAACGUCCGACGCAUUGAGCGGCGCAGAGACCGAUACCUGUCAUCGGGCAUCGCCACCACCCACUGCGCCAAGCCCCCGACACACAAAUAUGUCAGGGCCGCCUGCCCCGGUACCUCAUCCACCAGAGCCUCGCAGCCACCAUGUUUGAAUUUGCCUUUCAUCUGCGGCAGCGCGUCGGAGAGCUGGGUGCACGGGCAUGAGCGUGCCCCCUCAUCACCCUGCGGGCCAGGGUCCUGUCGCCACGGCCUCCAGAGCCAGAGGAGGGGUCGGUUGGGCUUCCCGCUGCCCACAGAGGACCUGGCCUCCAACAGUGGGGAGGAAGGGGCUUCCUCCCACAGCAGCCCCUCGGCCCCAAGCCGCCACCCUCCACGCGCUUCACUGUGCCUGGAAGCCCUGGCCGUGGGCAGGUCGAGAGCUCAAGCGUCUGACUCUGCCGCUGAGGCCAGUGGGGUCCAUCCUGCCGACGUUUACAUGGCGUCCCUGCCUCCUGGAAGAGGAGAUCCGCUGUCCCCACCUGGCCAGGCUGGGGUCUGGAAUGGGAACCUCGGACUUGGUUGGGGAGGACCCUGGGCAGGACAGAAGUCAGGGCAGCCUUGUCACCAUUGUGAAGGCGCAGGACCCCCUUCUUCCGCCUGCUCUCAUCACCGUGUUUUAGGAUUACUUAAAGGGUCUGGGACCUUUUUCCACUUGCACUUGUUGGGGUGUAGGUUGCAGGUGGGAGUGGUGGGUGCUGGCAGGGAGCCUGCCUCUCCCAGGUUCUCUUCAGGUUGCCUCCCCACCCCCCCACCCCGCCCAGGGCCUCGUUGGGGACCUUUGUAAUUUGAGCCAAUUAAAGACAUGAAC